GCUCGGCCGACGACGACGGACGCGGGCUUCAGCGCAUAACAACGCCGGGGACACACAAUUUCCGAUUUAGCUUAAUAUUAGCUGCAUGCUGAUCCCGACGUGUGUCACGCGCACGUAUGACGGCGGCGAGCCUGCGUGCGUGCGCGCGCGCGCCCGCCUAUGUGGAUUGAAGCUCACGUCCUUGCGAAAAUCUAUUAUUUAUGUCAGCGUUUGUAAACGUUACCCGUUUACCCGUUACCCGACGCAGCUCAAUACAGAAAUAUCCCCCGCAAAACCACUGGCAUGCACUCCAAGGGAUGCAGUUCGUAUGCCAAUGCUGCGUGUGGCGCUGUUUUGCGUAGGCGCCAAUGUAAAACGGCGAAGAAGACAUGGCGCAUGCGCUGUGGCCAAACCUCGACGCAAAACUUGAAACCGUGAAAAAAAAAAAAAACGGACGGGCGCUUAAUGAGAAAAGACUAUUAGCUGCCAAUAACCUAGAUGUAUGGUUGGUGUUACGAAAUAAGUUAUAUCGUCAACGGGGCGUGAAAAGCACUCAAAAAGUUCGGAUGCCAAUCUGUGACGCUGCCAAAUCAAUGGCCGAACAUUGAACGUGAAAGAAAAACGUUUUCCCGCGGGUAGGGCUUAGUAAAAGUAUGCACGAUGAAAUUCUAAAAGACAGCAACUAUUAGCUAUCAUUAAUGUGUGUUUCGGUGUUACAAAAUGGGGAAGACAUCGGGCCGCGUGCUCACCAUAGAUAAGACGACUAGAUAAGCCAGCGCUCUGAGGCAUACGACUAACCGACGUGCCUACGUUACGGCCAUGUUGGGAAGGUCGACGUAACCAUCGUCGUCGGAGACACGCACAUAAAAAGGGGCGUGUCGUUUCUAUUUCUCCAUAUCUGUGUCCCGGUCAUUCAAAACACGUGAAAGGACGGAAAGGGAGAAGGAAGUGGGCAAUUGUCGAAGUAACUGUGGCAGAAAUGAAGGCGUUCUGCGGACGAGCCAGCCUGCCCGUUGCGGGUUUUGACUGCGCGGAGGAGAGCGAAGAGUACGACCACCACCAGGAGAUCGCCAGGUCACGCUACGCCGACAUGCUGCACGACCGCGACAGGAACGACAAGUACUACCGGGGCAUCAGGGCCGCUGUGGCCCGUGUGCGCGCUCGGGGUGAGAAAGUCAUCGUCCUGGACAUCGGAACAGGAACCGGCCUACUGUCCAUGAUGGCUGUUACGGCUGGAGCCGACUUGUGCUACGCCGUGGAGGUUUUCGAGCCCAUGGCGGCCGCCGCCAAGUGCAUUGUGGAGAAAAACGGCUUCGCGGACAAGAUCAAGGUCAUCAACAAACACUCCACGGACGUCACCGUGGGCCCGGGCGAAGACAUGGAAACGAAGGCCAACGUCCUCAUCACAGAACUGUUCGACACGGAGCUGAUCGGCGAAGGGGCUCUGCCCAGCUACGAACACGCGCACCGGAAGCUGGUCCGGGAGGGCUGCGAGGCCGUCCCUCACCGGGCCACCGUCUACGCCCAGCUGGUGGAGUCGCAGCUGUUCUGGAGCUGGGCCCGGCUGCGGCCGGUAGAGGUGCAGGGCAGCCGGGUGCUGCCUCCGCCGGCUGUGGGCGACUGCAGCGGCGCUCAUUCGGUGUGCGACAUUCAGCUCAGUCAGAUUUCGCCCCGGAGCUUCACCGCUUUGAGCCCCGUCUGCGCCAUGUUCACCGUGGACUUCAGUAAGCCCGUCAGCGGCGGCCCCCGGUCCCACUCCUCGCGCUUUGCGGCUCGGACCGGCGGUCGGGCUCAAGCGGUGCUCUCCUGGUGGGACCUGGACAUGGAUCCCGGCGGCGGCAUCGUGUGCACCGUGGCGCCCGGCUGGACGUACCCGCGGCCGAAGACGGCUCCGUGGCGAGACCACUGGAUGCAGAGCGUGUACUUCCUGCCUGAGGAGCGCGAGGUGGCCGAAGGUCAAGAUCUGAGUCUGGUCGUGUGCCACGACGACUACAGUCUGUGGUACGGCCUCGGGUCUCGCGGCCGCGACGCCGUUCUCUCCAGGCCGUCUUGUACGUGCCGGGCCCACCUGGCGUGGACGCGAGCGCGAUUCGGUGAACUGAACGACGAAGUUCGCACAGAGCGCUACGUCAGCGCGCUGCGCGGCGUCGUGAAGGAGGACGGCGUCUGUGUCGGAGUGAGCGACGGAAGUCUUCUUCCUGUGUUUGCUCAUCUGCUGGGGGCCAAAAAGGUGUUGAGUUUGGAAAAGUUCAGCAUGAGCAAACGGGUGAUGGAGCAGCUGCUGGAGGCCAACUCGCUGGGAGGACGAGUGGAGCUGCUGGACAUCGCGCCCGAGCAGCUGACCCGCGAACAUUUGGGAGGAGAGCAGAUCUCGCUGCUGAUAGGCGAGCCCUACUUCUGCACGAGCCUUCUGCCUUGGCACUCACUGUUCUUUUGGUACUGUCGCAGCGCCCUGGCGGGCCUUCUCCGACCCGAUGCCGCCAUCUUGCCCCGCUCCGCCACUCUUCACAUGGUGGCCGUAGAGUUCCGGGAUUUGUGGAGGAUACGCGCUCCGUGUGUUACAUGCGAGGGAUUCGAUGUCACGCCGAUGGACGAAAUGAUCCAGAAAUCGCUGGAUUUGCGCGAGGCCCGUGAGGCCGAGCCCCACCCGCUCUGGGAGUAUCCCUGUCGCGCUCUGACUCCGUCCGCAGCCGUCAUGACCUUCGACUUCACACGCCGCGUCCCUCGGCGGCCUAUCGUCAGCCGCGGUUCUCUACCGUUGGUGAGGAGCGGCCGCUGCCACGGCGUAGCCGCGUGGAUGGAGUACAGCCUGAGCCCGGACAUCUCGGUCAGCGAGGGUUUGAGGCGACCGGUCGGCGAGCGGGGCGACUGCGAGUGGAGUCGGCACAGGAAACAGGGCGUGUACUUCUUCCGAUCCGCGUGGGAGAGCUCGGGCGACGGCGGAGCCGCCGUGGUUUACGACGUCAAAUUUGAACCCGCUUCAGGAGACGUCACGAUGGACUUCAAUAUCGAGUCUCGUUGAGAUGGAGCAAAAGAAGCGCGAGGAACUUUGGCAUUUGGCAAAAACGGCUCAAGGCGCUUCCUUCCCACUCUUGUGGAAUCGGCGAAAGGGAGACGUGUCUUUCGUUUCACGGUCACCAAAGAUGACAAUGGUCGACGUUUAGGCUUCAUUCGCCUUUACAUAUGUUUGUAGAAAGAAACGAUUUACACGACAACUUUCGUUUGAAAACAUCGUCCAUAAAUAAAAUGAAAUUUCAACAAG
This is a messenger RNA of Phyllopteryx taeniolatus (common seadragon), 3241 nucleotides long. It is a transcript of the gene prmt7, whose product is annotated as protein arginine methyltransferase 7. Gene Ontology annotation, molecular function: protein-arginine omega-N monomethyltransferase activity. The transcript is spliced from 3 exons. The coding region runs from base 959 to 3001 and encodes 680 amino acids. Gene Ontology annotation, biological process: peptidyl-arginine methylation. The record is from RefSeq and is a predicted model, not a curated record. NCBI's taxonomy places the organism in Eukaryota, Metazoa, Chordata, Actinopteri, Syngnathiformes, Syngnathidae.